This is a messenger RNA of Parnassius mnemosyne (clouded apollo), 1497 nucleotides long. The record is from the annotation of a GenBank genome assembly. NCBI's taxonomy places the organism in Eukaryota, Metazoa, Arthropoda, Insecta, Lepidoptera, Papilionidae.
AUGGAAAACGACAUAUUAGACUCUUUAAACGAUUUGGGUUACGAAGGUCCUUUAUCAGAUGAGGUGGCUUUUGCCAAAGCUCUAGACGGUGGCCACAAGUCUCUGGAAUUCACCAAACUUGUUCACAUACUUGCGGAAGAGCUUAAGAAACUAUGUAACCUAGAGGAAACUGUCAACAUGAUGAAUGAUCCUGAUGAGUCCAGUGCUUUCCUGCUUGAGUUGAGCUCUUUUUUAAAGGAAUUAGGUUGUCCUUACAGAAAAUUAAUCACAGGUCAUAUGUCAUCACGGCUGCAAACUAGAGAAGACCGUAUACUCUUACUUGACUAUUUAAUAUCUGAAUUGAUGGCAGCUAGGAUGGUCAGUAUAGACUGUCCUAAAGAGAAGCAGGGAUCUGCCAUGGAAAUAAUAAUGCAAGAAUCCCCCACUGCUAAAGACCUUAAAGAAAUCCUGAUAGCACUAAAGUUCAACAAGCCACCGCCAAACAUUACACCAGAGAUAUUGUUCACAAAACUGGAAGCCAAGUUAAAGGACACCAUUCAAAAAGAAGGUGAACAAUUAGUCGGCAAGCCACUGUACAAUAAAGCAUUAUCUCAGAAAGAUUGGAAACAGCUAGAGAAUACAUUUACUGAGAUGUAUGAAGAGUACAGACUAAGAAGAGAGACUCUUAUUACUAGGUUGGAAUGCACAAUUCAGAGUUUUGAGUGGUCAGACCGUCUUAAAGGGAAGAAAGACCAAAUACAGUCAACAUAUAGACCUAAACGAGAACAAAUGAAAGUAAAACCUGACAUAAAGCUAUCUGACUUUUUAGCAGCUAGAACUUCCUUAUUGCAUGUUGACAAAACUUCCAGUGCCAAUGUCAGGAAGAACACGCAGUCGGAAGUCAACAAAGUUAUGAUUGGAAGGGUACCAGACAGAGGGGGACGUCCCAACGAGCAACAGCCCCCGCCACCAGAAAUGCCUUCCUGGCAGCAAAGAUCUACACCGCAGGGUGGUGGACGUGGUGGUGGUCAGGGAGGUCAGAGAGGCCGCGACAGCAGCGCGGGCCGCGGCGGCGGCGCCAGCCAGCGUGGCGGCGCGCGUGGCGGCGGCGGCGGGGGCAGGGUCCAGGGCGGCUACAACCAGUCACAGGAUCACAAAUCACUAAACAAUCAAAACUCCUACAACCAAAACCAACGCAAUUACCAAACCUACGAGGUUCCACCCGGUGGUUACAACCAAAGCCAAGGCUACCAGACCCCAGCAUACAGUCAGAACUCUGGUUACAAUCAGAACCAAACUGGUUACGACCAGAACCGAGGGGGCUAUUCCAGCCAAGGUGGUUAUGGCGGUUAUAACCAAGGUUACGAUAGUGCUGGAGGCUUUAACCAAGGAUACACUACACCAGGCUUCAAUAAAGGUUACCAGAGCCAAGGUCAGAAUUACGGGCCAAGUCGCUACCAGAACGAGCACGACGACCGCGACCGGCGAGGUCGUGGAGGCUUCAGGGGUCGUCGCUAG